Molecule: messenger RNA, 1317 nt
Organism: Folsomia candida
Lineage: Eukaryota; Metazoa; Arthropoda; Collembola; Entomobryomorpha; Isotomidae
Exons: 4
Coding region: 412-1026 (204 amino acids)
Source: RefSeq, a predicted model, not a curated record
UGUCCGGUUGUAAAAGUGAAAUGGAUUUUUAAUGUGUUUGCCAACACUGAGGAGAUAGAGGAGAUGCAGCAGUAGAGCAUAAUUCAGGCAUGUGCUUUGGGCAGAACUUGUUCUUAUCUUAUCUUAUCGUGACUGAUCACAUGUACCUGAAAAACUAAGGCAGCAAUGUACCUGACUCAGGAACAAGAAUUAGUCAUACAUAGUUUGGUGAGAAAAUGCAUACGCACUCGUUAUCAGAUGUCGGUCAACAUUGUAAUUUGCACAUCAAACAGUCUCAUUAAAAUUUUUUAUUACUUGGACAAUCGCUGGAGAGGCGUCCUAAUUUUGUGAAAUGAGAUCUCAGAAGGUGACCUGUGACACGUGAAACGUGUAAAUUCCCAUCGGAAAUUAUAUUUUCCACGGAGAAAAAAAAUGUCGAAAUUGGACGUGAGUGGAUUGAAAAGGUUGCCAUCAGCAUCAUUACACCGCCACGAGUCUCGAUUACCUUCGACCGGUCACACAAUGGCGGCCCUGACGGUCGCCGUGUUUGAUAUGUUCCUCCACUCCGUGGGGAUUGGAAUGGGACUCUUUUUCAUCUCCUACUUGACAAUGAAUCAUAAUAAUCUUUCGCAUGAUGAAAGGCAGACUUUAUUAGAUUUAGGGUUUUUGAGCAUAUCGUCCUCUGCCCCCUCAAAGUUUGGGAUCGUACUCAUCAGCCUCUACCUCGUGUAUUUGGCUACAGGACUCGUGUUCGCUGUUUUACUCCUGUUCGGAAUUUGCGAGAAAUCUACCACGUUCUGCUACCACUGGAUGAACUUAGCCCUCGUGAACCUCUUCGUUAAAGGGAUCCAAUUCAUCUACUUUUCCUCCCUGAGCAAAGAAACGUUGAUCGGAGUGGGUUCAUUUUUAGUAGAACCGGUCAUCCGCUUUGCCAUGUUUUAUGUGAUCUACUCCUACACCAAGAAACUGAAGAGGGCCCAGUGGCAGACGCACGUCUACCUCGUGUCCUCCUCCUCGGACCAAGAAAAUCAUCCCGAUCGCUGUUAAGAAAAUACAUAGCUCUCGUACAAAAUUAAAUAAGCAACGGACGCUGCCUUUAUUUUAGUUGGGUGGUGGCUGACGAGCGACCGUGUGAGAAUUCGUAUUUCAAUUCACGCAGACCAACCCUAAGCGGAUUACUUCGCUGCGAAUGUUGUGGGUGUUUUGCCAAUUUAUUAUAGUUAUCGUCGCCAUCCUCCCAAAAUCCGUCCCCUCCUCAUCCUCCUACCGAUUAAUUAUUUGUAAACCACAAAUAAAUCUAGAGAAGCGGGCUUGUGUAACCCGAGUUAUUUCUGCAAA